This is a messenger RNA of Epinephelus moara (kelp grouper), 656 nucleotides long. Its product is annotated as cytochrome c oxidase subunit 7A-related protein, mitochondrial-like. Bases 126 to 470 code for a protein of 114 amino acids. Gene Ontology annotation, biological process: mitochondrial respirasome assembly; regulation of oxidative phosphorylation; mitochondrial electron transport, cytochrome c to oxygen. The transcript has 3 exons. The record is from RefSeq and is a predicted model, not a curated record. NCBI's taxonomy places the organism in Eukaryota, Metazoa, Chordata, Actinopteri, Perciformes, Serranidae.
CUCUGACGUCACCACGCAGUACAGUGCCGUCAGCAGCGCAGCAGCAGGUGAGCUCGUGUCUCCGGUGUGAACAGGUCAGACCGUCUCGUGCUCAGGUGAGUCCAGGUGUGUGACCGCAGUCAGACAUGUACUACAAACUGAACGGAGUGACGCAGCGCCUUACCGGAGCUCCCGCCGCCGCCUACAGCCCGCAGGGUCUGCGUCCAGGUGUCCCAUCUGUCAGUCCUCCAGUCAUCUUUGCCUCUCCGACCAAACUGGCGUCUGAAACAGGAAGUCAGGUGGAGUACCUGGGAGCCAACAAAGUCCCUGACCUGCAGAAACUCUUCCAGAGGUCAGACGGCGUGCCGAUCCACCUGAAGAAGGGGCUGAUGGACCGGCUGCUGUACCGGUCCACCAUGGGGCUGACGGUGGGCGGGGCGCUCUACUGCUUGAUGGCGCUCUACUUCGCCGCCCAGCCCAGCAAAGACUGAUGCCGCAGAGCUGCUGUGCAGUGAUUGGACAAGAGGUUUUUGUGUGACCUUCAGUAUGACAGACAGAUGACGAGGCGUUCAGGGACGGUUGGGGGUUUUGUCGAAGUGUUGACGGACAGUUUCUGCAGAACACGAACACUUUGUACAGAAAAUAUUAAAAAUAAAAUCUAUUUUGUUGUAAAAGAA